AUGAAAAAGUACAGGACGAAAUUGCUCAUAGUUUUACUGGUCACUGUGGAAAUAAUUACUUGUGAAACGAAAUCAGAAACGAUCGCAGUUGCAUUACUUCCUUCACCAACAUCUAUUCUGAAUUCACAUGCUUCACCAAUACCUGUUGAAAUUACUCCUAUACCUGCUGAUGACUUUAGUCCAAGAUUUGAUGAAUUUAGACGUAUCGAUGCAAACGGUGAUCAACAAAUUACCUUUGCGGAAUUUAUACUAGCUGAUCGGCCAUACAUUGAGGAUAAAUCACGAUUGUAUCACAGACAAGAUUUAAAUGGUGAUGGUAUUGUGAGCAAAAAUGAGUUCGCUUCUUACUAUCGAAAAAAAGAAGAAGAACGUCGACUGAGAGAAGAGCAAGCGGAAAAUUUUUUCAAACAGUUGGUGAGUCUUGAAAAAACCUUUCUUGUAGUAUCAAAAAAACUGCAUUUUGAUGAUUUAUAG
This is a messenger RNA of Brugia malayi, 474 nucleotides long. RefSeq lists its product as uncharacterized. Gene Ontology annotation, molecular function: calcium ion binding. The transcript has 3 exons. The coding region runs from base 1 to 474 and encodes 157 amino acids. The record is from RefSeq and is a predicted model, not a curated record. NCBI's taxonomy places the organism in Eukaryota, Metazoa, Nematoda, Chromadorea, Rhabditida, Onchocercidae.